ACGUAUAUUUCUCUUGAACUCGUUUUGGCAUAAGGCUAAACCAGCUUUGCAUAUGUGCAGACUUACAAGCGAGCUUGACCGUUACCAUCAUUGCGCUUUCGUCCGUCGAAGACGACACAUUUAUUAGUAGUCGAUGAAGCGUGCCAUCCAAUGCGCGAUGGAGAAGGUAUAUUUUCUGUUAUCAGUAGUGUCGUUUGCAAUAGUGUUAAUUGUACCCUGUAAUAGGGCCAGCGAUCUGCCAGUAGAAGUAUGGGAACCAAAAUCCGCAGACGAUUUGCGCAAUUUUAUCCAUACCAGCUUAUUUAAAGCAAAAAACUACUCAGAAAGUAUUAGUGCGUUUUCUAAACAGUUACCCAGUCCGAAUCCACUGGCUACUGUCUCAGGAUACUUUAGAACCGGAUGUCAAUGCUCUAAUGGUCUUUGCAGCUGCUGUACAGGUGUAUUUAGUCUACGAGGGUGUAUGAAUCUUACGUAUAUCCCAGAGGACUUCGCAUUCGAUUUUCGCAUGCUGGUCAACAAUCGUGUUCUGUAUAAGAACAAAGUCAGCGGAAAAAAUCCCCGACCUGUGUGCGUGAAUCCGCCUAGGUUUGAGUAUGUGGAAGUUUGCGCAAGGUUUUACGACCUGUAUUUCGUUGGACGGAACGUGCAUGUGUGCUUGGAAAUGAACGGAAAUUUUGAAGGAUAUGAGCUUUUUUCAAGGGAGUUAAACUGUCUGCGAAUGGGUGACAAAGGAGUUAAAAUUCUGAAACCCGGCGAAGGGUCUGGAUUAAAUAGACCACCAGGACUGGAUGCAGAUGUUGAUGCUGGUACCGGCGAUAUCGAUGAUUAUGACGAGCAUAUUGUAUGAUACCGAUUUUGAUUAAUACCUAUUUAUAAUUAUUUAUUAUUUAUUUAUUGUAAUGACCUCCAUCUGACAAAAUAUCUUAAUGAAGAUAAAAAAUAAAAAUAAAACAAUUGCGUUACA
Molecule: messenger RNA, 964 nt
Organism: Aedes albopictus (Asian tiger mosquito)
Lineage: Eukaryota; Metazoa; Arthropoda; Insecta; Diptera; Culicidae
Exons: 4
Coding region: 134-847 (237 amino acids)
Source: RefSeq, a predicted model, not a curated record